AUGAACCGGGAGAGUUUCGCGGCCGGGGAGAGGCUAGUGUCGCCGGCGUACGUGCGGCAGGGCUGUGAGGCCCGCCGCUCGCACGAGCACCUCAUACGGCUGCUUCUGGAGAAGGGCAAAUGUCCAGAGGACGGUUGGGAUGAAAGCACACUCGAACUCUUCCUGCAUGAACUCGCAAUCAUGGAUAGCAACAAUUUCCUGGGCAAUUGCGGAGUGGGAGAAAGGGAAGGGAGAGUGGCGUCGGCAUUAGUUGCUCGGCGUCAUUACAGGUUCAUUCAUGGAAUUGGACGAUCAGGUGACAUUUCUGCUGUGCAACCAAAAGCUGCGGGUUCUAGCCUUUUGAACAAAAUUACCAAUUCUUUGGUCCUGGACAUCAUAAAAAUAGCUGGUGUCCAUACAGUGACCAGUUGCUUUGUAGUGCCUAUGGCAACUGGUAUGAGUCUAACUCUGUGUUUCUUAACAUUACGACACAGAAGACCAAAGGCAAAGUAUAUUAUUUGGCCACGAAUAGACCAGAAGUCCUGCUUUAAGUCCAUGAUCACUGCAGGUUUUGAGCCUGUGGUGAUAGAAAAUGUUUUAGAAGGCGACGAGCUGCGCACGGACCUGAAUGCGGUGGAAGCUAAAGUCGAGGAACUUGGGCCGGAUAAUGUGCUGUGCGUUCAUUCCACUACAUCCUGUUUUGCUCCCCGAGUGCCUGACAGGUUAGAAGAACUGGCUGUGAUUUGUGCUAAUUAUGGCAUUCCACAUGUAGUCAACAAUGCUUAUGGACUGCAGUCUUCAAAGUGUAUGCACCUCAUUCAGCAGGCAGCCCGGGUUGGUAGAAUAGACGCUUUUGUUCAGAGCUUGGACAAAAAUUUUAUGGUUCCAGUAGGUGGCGCUAUAAUUGCUGGCUUUAAUGAUUCUUUCAUUCAGGAAAUCAGCAAGAUGUAUCCAGGAAGAGCCUCAGCUUCACCUUCUUUAGAUGUUCUUAUUACUUUAUUAUCACUUGGAUCAAAUGGCUAUAAGAAGCUUUUAAAAGAAAGAAAGGAAAUGUUUUCAUAUUUGUCCAUCCAACUAAAGAAGCUGUCAGAAGCCUAUAAUGAAAGACUGUUGCAUACACCUCAAAAUCCCAUAUCUUUAGCAGUGACACUUAAGACACUGGAUGAACACUGCGACAAAGCUGUCACUCAGCUGGGCUCAAUGCUUUUUACCAGACAGGUUUCUGGAGCCAGAGUUGUGCCUCUUGGGUCUGUGCAAACCGUGAAUGGCUACACUUUCAGAGGCUUCAUGUCGCAUACUGAUAAUUACCCAUGUGCUUACCUCAACGCUGCAUCUGCCAUUGGGAUGAAGAUCCAGGAUGUGGACUUGUUCAUACAGAGACUUGACAAGUGUUUAAAGACCAUCAGAAAAGAACAGAACAGAGAGAGUGAUGUGUCUGGAAUGGACAGCAGUGACAAAACUGAAGAUGUGGAUGUUGAAGUACUCUAAAAGUAGUAGUGGAAUUCUUGACACAUAGCAGGAUCCUUCCUCCUGACCUGGGAAGAGGUUCUUCAUGAUAAUUUGAAAGAAGUGAUGUGGCAACAGUACAGGCAAGCAGUUUGAAGACAAGACGUGAGAUACUCGGAUUGAGGAUGCCAUGGAACAUGUUUGGUCAGGGAAUAGAAUAUGGUCUGAUUGGCCAUUGAUGAUUGUUACAUUUCUUACUCUUACACUGCCUGAGUCAUUGUGAUCCUUAACAUAUUAUAAUAUACAAUUAGCAUUUUUCUAAUUGUGAGAAUAUUUGUCAAUUAAGCAUUAUGAUUCAGAUAAUUCUUACUAAUGUGAGGGCAGUGUAAUUACCACAGUACGCUUUGAAAUGUGUAGACUGCUUUUUUUCUAACCAUCUCUGCUGUUCACAGACUCCUUAUGCUUCUGAUCACACUGAAUUCAGAGGAUCUCUAACGCUACUCAGUACUAGAUGUUUGUCGAUACAUGUAAGUCACAGUAUGCCUGUAAAAUGGGAAGCAGAGUCAAGGCGUAAGCUGUAAUUUUCUCCCAGUAGCAGUGGUUCUCAACAGGGGAUGAUUUGCUUAUAUCUAGGCAAUAUCUGGGACAUUUCUGGUUGUUUUGACUGGUGGGAUGUUACUGGUAUCUAACGUCUCUCAGUGGACCAGACAACUUCCCAAAACAAAGAGUUACUCAGCCCCAAAUUUCAGCUGUACUGAGGUUGAGAAACACUGCUCUGAAGUCAUUGAACUCCUCAAGGAACGAGUUUUCCAUAGCAACUUUAAUUACUCAAUAAUGCUUCAAAGAAGAUAGCUCUGUAAUGUCAUCACAGUAUAUGGUGUAGACUUCUGAGUAAUAGGCAGGGUUACCAAUUCUAAAUAUGUAAUUAUAAAUUGUUUUAUAUGGCACUUAUGUAUUUUUCCAUUUGGGCAAGUGAAAACUUUAAUUCCAUUGUUUUUGUUUUGGGCAGACUUUGUGUAUAGUAUGAUAAACAGGUGUAAUCCCUCUCCCUCCCACAUGCUCACCCUUUGAGUCUGAAAUUCCAGAAUUAUUGGCUGUAACAAUUGUUUUGUGGUUAACUUUAAGAAAUAGACUGAUGUCUCAUAGUCUAAGGAAUUAGUGAAGCUGUGUUUUCUAAGACCUGCUCUAUAAAACAUUAUUCCUAAGAAGUGCUCAUACAGAUAAAAGAUUCUGUGGACAGAUAGUUUGGGGACUUCGAAAACUUGCCUAUUGGCAUAUUAAAGGCUCUAAGAAUUCCUUUGAAAUCAGUUUGAAUGUACCCUUAUUUGAAGACUUAACAUGCAUUGACCACAUUACAGGAGGGAAUCCUGCCUUCAUUUCUGGGUUGUUUUUUUCCUAUUGAUCUGGCGGUGUGAGCUGUUAAACAUGAGCUCAGACGACACUGCUCCUGCUCAGGGAAGUCAGAGCCCUUCAGACACUGGCAUGAUGAGAACCUUGGAAGUCAAGACUCGAAAUAAAAUACCUUAUUAUAAGUGUCGUAAAGGUUACUUUUAAAUGAAUCUUUGGGGUUCACAUACUUUAUCUGUUUUUAAAAACAGUUUUAAUCAUUUUACAGGAAUAAAUCCUGGAUCAAAAGUUGUGCAAUGUUUUCUAUGUGAAUUUGGGACUGAACUGUAGAACCGAUAAAGCUGAAAAGUCCCCACAGAACCUCUAGAGUCCACGAAAGGGGAUGGAGGGCCGUGGCCAGUGUAACUGCUGGCAGUGCACUGACUCUCCAGGUGAGCCAGGACUGGUUUACAGGGCAGGCACUCUGUGCUGUGUGAUGUCAUUCAGCUGAGGAAAGGCCAGAGCCGAGAGACUAGCACAUGUCGUGUAUCAGCAGUUCUUGGGCCUCAGCUGCUGAACAGAUAAUAAUUCUAAUUGAAGAUAAAUUACAUGAACCCACAUGUGCAUGAUGGAUAUGUUACAAUGUUUUACUCCUGGUCCAUGAAAUCAGCUGCAGUUUUUAUUGUUAGUGCUUUCUUUUCAGAGGUUUUGGAAUUCCAGUUCUAUUCCUGCUGGUUUAAAUUUGACCUUGAGAUUAUAGAAUUCCUGAGUUCUUGAAGGGAUGUCACAGGUUCCGUAUAUUCAGGCUUUCCUUUGCCCCCACACUGAUGUUGUUUUCCCGUGUUCACUCCCAUAUCCACAUAGAAGUAUAAGAAAGUGUGUACAGACAGUUGUUUAUUUCAAAGCUAGCACUGAGGGUUACUGGUAACCUUGACUGUCCUGGAACUGUGGCAGACGGCGGUGGACAGUACAUUUCCAGUCGGCUGAGAUGACCUCUUCCAUCUUUAUGGUCCGCCUCCUCUUCCCUCUGGCUGUCAGGUAGAGUUUUGAAGUUUGGUUUCUAAAGCCAUCGGGCCAUGGUAGUGGGCCCAGAAAAGAAAAUUGAAUAACACAAAAUAUCGUUUAGGUCGUUACACGUUGUGUUCCUUACGCACAGCAGGGAAAGGAAUUUUAAAUCCAGCCCUCCGUUCGGCUCUGGUGUUCUCUGCUGAUGAAUUCUCACUCUGUCGGGAUGAUAUGUGAUACCAGCCUUGGGAACUCAGUGUUCAACAGUCAGUCUUUCUAUUUAGCUUUUUCUAUUAGUUGAAUAAAAUUAUAGAAUGUGAAUUAUUGAAUACAGUUCUGUUUAACCAAUAGGCACUUGAUAUACAAAAUAGUAAAUUUUAAUAUAAGUUUUUUCAAUAUUUUACCUUUGCAUGUAACUCUACUGUGGCUGUUUCUGUAACCCCCCCCCCAUAAGAAGAACUUGAACGAUGCUGAAGCUACAGGAUGUGCUUUUGCUUUUAGAUACAUGCCUUGGGUAGGUUUUAGUGAAAUUUAAAUUAAAAGUAAAUUAAAAAAAUUAAUUGAGCAAAGGUAAUUUUUUUUAGCCAGUGACGUGGCUUUAAUAUUGAAUUAGUAGCUCACUUGAGAGUUAAAUUCUUGUGUUCUUUCAUGGAGGAAGGUAGCCAACAAUCGACAAAAAUGAUAAACACCAGUGAGUCUCAUUCUUAUUACAGGCAGAAAUUUUUCUGAAUACGUGUCCACUCGCUGCAUAUAAUAGCUGGGUUUCUUUUCCAUUUUCUAAGACGUGCUGAUUUCUGCCAACCCCUUAAAUGGUUUUGUUCUCUUGUGCUUUUUGUAAGACCAAUCUUAUUUUGUAAUUAAAAACUAAUCCAGUUUAUGUACACAGAUGUUUGAUACCCUCUGAAUAAUUUGAUAAGAACAAUUGGAUUGCUUUGUUAGGGAAAAACAAACAAAAAACCUGUAAACUUUUUUUUUCUUGUCUGUUGCAUUGAUGAUAUGUCUUUUAUGGCUACUUAUAAUAUACAGGGCUAAGACUUACCCACUGUAUUCUUUUGUGCUUUUUUUUAACUUCCCUGUUUCUUUUGGCCAUUAUGGUAUAUAUACAUGAAAGGUGAUGAUGAGUUCAAGGCUAAUGAAUAUAUCUUUAUAAUUUUCCACCCAAUAUUCUACAGUUCAGUCUAAGGCCUUGGACAAAAUGGAAAUGUUUAUACUGGAUUGUUUUUUCAAGUAGUUUCAGCUUGAACUUGUAGAGAAAUGUGAAGAAAAGCUCUGUUUAACUGUGUAAUUGUGGGAAUUUUAGUCAUUAGAAUUAAAAUUGACACUAACCUGCUAACAUAUUUGUUUACCAAAAAAGAAAGAUGUUUCCAAAAAUAUUUUUGGUAUAGACUGUUUGAAAAUGAAUUCUAUAAUUUAUUACAUGAAAUAAAUUUUUAAUAAAUCAUUGACUGUACAUUAUAUUUUACCUAGUCUUGCUAUAGAUGAAAUCUGAAAGUACAGGUAACACAAAAUUACUUGCCUAGUUUUGAUUCAGUCAUCAGUAUCACCUUGCCUAGAUUCCAGCAAGAAAAGUCAUAUGUACCUAUAAUGAGAACAUGAAUCAUAGCGGGUAGAGGGUGGUUAGAGUAGUUUGUAAAAAAAAAUGGAAAGAGUUGACAUUCCAGCAACCAUUUUGUAAAGGGUCUAUUGACUAUAUAAAGUUGGAGGCUUAGAAGUUAAUGUUUUCUAAAAGAAGCACUUUAUCUUUUAUU
This is a messenger RNA of Artibeus jamaicensis (Jamaican fruit-eating bat), 5504 nucleotides long. It is a transcript of the gene SEPSECS, whose product is annotated as Sep (O-phosphoserine) tRNA:Sec (selenocysteine) tRNA synthase. Gene Ontology annotation, molecular function: tRNA binding; O-phosphoseryl-tRNA(Sec) selenium transferase activity. The transcript has 11 exons. Gene Ontology annotation, biological process: conversion of seryl-tRNAsec to selenocys-tRNAsec; selenocysteine incorporation. The record is from RefSeq and is a predicted model, not a curated record. NCBI's taxonomy places the organism in Eukaryota, Metazoa, Chordata, Mammalia, Chiroptera, Phyllostomidae. Bases 1 to 1467 code for a protein of 488 amino acids.